Molecule: messenger RNA, 4322 nt
Organism: Pipistrellus kuhlii (Kuhl's pipistrelle)
Lineage: Eukaryota; Metazoa; Chordata; Mammalia; Chiroptera; Vespertilionidae
Gene: IGSF22
Product: immunoglobulin superfamily member 22
Molecular function (GO): protein binding
Source: RefSeq, a predicted model, not a curated record
GGCAGCUGCUGAGCCUGAGUAAGGGAUAGCCCCCAGGGGCCAGACAUUUAAGGAACCGGUGACUCCUGGUGGCCUCACUAUUAAGGCAACGGAAGAAGGAGACUGGCCAUUCUACCACCCGGGCACUAGCUGCUCCUCCAAAGCCCUGGACACAGCGUUUGAGGAUUAGGAGGGACUGGUCAUACGAAGGUGAGUGCCCACGCCUGCUGUCACCAUGACAACCAUUCACCAUCAGCAUUGAUGCAGAGUCCAUGGAGUUCUCCAGCUCCUCCACCCAUGUGCAGACCUUCUCCCAGACAACCAAGAUUGUGGGAGAGGAAGUCAUGACUAAGUCGUUCUCGUCGAGCACUGUCCAGUUCUUCAGUUUGGUGACUCAGAAUUCCAACAUCCCUGAGGGAGAGAGUAUCCCUGAGUUCGUGGAGAAGCCUCAGCCAGUCACUGUGCCUGAGAGGGAUAAAGCUGUGUUCCGAGCCCAGGUCCAGGGGAACCCCAAGCCGAACAUCUCCUAGAAGCGGGAAAGUGGCAUCCCCAUCAAGGAGUCUGCCAUGAUGUUCUAAGACAGCAUUAACAAGGAGCACAUGCUGAAGCUGGAGCCACUGACCUCGGAUGACUCUGACAACUACAAGUGCAUUGCAAGCAAUGACCAUGCAGACACCAUCUAUACUGUGUCCUUGCAGGUGACAGAGGGUCAAGAAAAAAUGGGUUUCAAAAAGAUGUUGAAAAAGAAGUCUGCCCCUGCUCCCAAGAAGCAGCAGAAGAAAGUGACAGAUGAGAAAGAGAUGCUGGAGAUUUUGUCCAACAUGCCUAAGAAGGAUUUUGAGAAGGUCUGCGUGGAGUACGGUUUCACUGACUUUCGGAGGCUGCUCAAGAAGCUCAAAGGGAUGAAGUAAGUAGAAGUGGAGGCCAUCCGGAUUCUAAAGCCCCUGGAAGACAUAGAGACCAAGAUUGACACCACGGUGAUUUGCAUCAUGGAGCUGAAGGACCCCAAUACCAAGAUGACAUGGGUCAAGGGUACUGAGCCACUGAGGAUCCAGUACUCCCUGGGCAAGUAUGAUGUGAAGCAGGUGGGCACCAAGUACAUGCUGGUCAUUACCAACGUGAAUAUGAAUGAUGCAGGCAUCUACAGCCUGACUGUGGGUGACAAGCGGAUGACUGCAGAGCUCAGAGUGCUGGAUGAGCCACUGAAGUUCUUCGGAGAAAUGCAGCCAGUGAAGGUGACAGAGCGCCAGACAGCUGUAUUUGAGAUCCGCCUCUCCAAGAAAGUGCCCGACUUUGUGUGGAAGUUCAAUGGGAAGGAGCUGAAGAGGGAUGAAAAGUAUGAAAUCUCAGUGUCUGAGGAUGGUCUGACCCACACGCUUAAGAUUAAGGAUGCCUGGCUCAGUGACAGUGGCGAGUUCUCUGCCCAGGUGGGAGAUCUGGUACAGAAGGCCCAGCUCACUAUUGAUCGCAUCCCCAUCAAGUUUGUGAGCACCCUCAAGAAUGUAAGGAAAGAGAGGAGCCGUGCAUGUCUUGAGUGUGAGCUGACAUCCAAGAACGUGACACUGUGCUGGAAGAAGGAUGGGCAGCUGCUGGAGCGCAGCAACAAGUACAGCAUGAGUCAUGAGGGCAAGCGAGCAGAGCUGAUCAUUGAUUAUGCACAGCUCAGUGACGGUGGCAAGUACACCGUGGUCGCAAUGCAGGAUGGGGACCCCACUGAAUACUGCAGUACUGCCACAGUCACCAUGGAGGAGCGCCUGGCUUCCUAGAAGAGUGGGAUGUCCGAUGUGCAUGUGGCCACAGGCAGCCCGGCUGAGCUGUGCGUAGCGCUGAACGACAAGAAGGUGGAGGGUGUGUGGCUGAAGGAUGGCAAAGAGAUCACGGACUUACCAGAUGUGCAGAUCGUGAAGCAGGGUGCAGUGCACAAACUCAUCUUCCCCAAUAUGGGCCCAGAGCAUGAGGGCAAGUACACAUUCUGGGCCAAGGGCGCUGAGAGUGAAGCCUCGGUAUUCAUCACAGAUCCUCCUACUAUCGACCCCUCCCUACUGGAGGCACUUGCUGAGCACCCAGUGACCGUGAAGGUGGGCCACACUGUCAAGUUGCCCUUCCGGGCAAAGCCACUUCCCAAAGUGACCUGGUACAAGGAUGGCGUGGAGGUGACAGAGGAGGAACACGUGUCCAUGGAGCACAAGGAAGACCAGGCGUUGCUCACCAUUUCCAACUGCGUGCGUGAGGACAGUGGCCUUGUCCUGCUCAAGCUCAAGAAUGACCAUGGCUCAGCCACGGCCACUCUAUACCUCAACGUGCUGGACCGUCCCAAGCCUCCCCAGGGCCGAGUGGAGUUCCUGGAGCUCUCGGGUAAUUGUGUGCACAUGAAGUGGAAGGCCCCAAAGGACAACGGUGGGCGGCCUGUGACACAGUUCAUAGUGGAACGGAGGGCAGUCGGCAAGAAGUCCUGGAUUAAAAUAGGCGAAGUGGACAGCAAAGACACCAAGUUCUCCACCAACAAAGUGGAAGAGGGAAAAGCCUACCAGUUUCGCAUCCUGGCCGUCAACUCAGAAGGAGUGAGAAACCCUCUGGAGACAGAUGAAGUGUUUGCAGGAAAUCCUAUCAAGCCCCCUGGUCUUGCCUCCCAGCCUCAAGUGACUGAUGUGACCAAAGAGACUAUGACCAUCACGUGAAAUGCACCCACCCAGGAUGGGGGAGCCCCAGUGCUCGGCUACAUUGUAGAAAGGAAGAAAGGCAGUAACCUGUGGGUGCCAUUCAACAAGGACCCCAUCCAGGGCACCAAAUGCACAGUGGAUGGUCUCCUGGAGGAUAAAGAAUGUGAAUUCCGAGUUAUAGCUGUGAAUAAGGCAGGCCCCGGACAGCCCAGUAUACCAUCCAACUCAUUGGUGGCCAGAGACCCUGACAAACCCCCAGGCCUGGUGCAGGGCCUGCACGUUUCUGAUUCCUCCAACUCCAGUAUCUCCCUGGCCUGGCGGGAACCAGCAGAGGGAGACCCACCCUCUGGCUACAUCCUGGAGAUGCAAGCUGAAGACUCCAAAGAGUGGUCCAAGUGCACAAAUCCCAUCUCAGGCACCUGCUACACUGUGGGAGGCCUCACCAAGAGGCAGAAAUACUUCUUCUGAAUCCGGGCUGUGAAUGAGGCUGGGGUUGGGGAGCCCAUGGAGCUGGACGAGGGGGUCCGUGCCAUGCCACCCCCAGCUGCCCCCAAAUUUGACCUCAGUGCCCCGCUGAGGAGUCACAUGGUGGUUCGUGCUGGGACAGCCCUCUGCAUCCAUGCUGCCUUCUCCGGCUCACCACCUCCCAGUGUGAUCUGGCAGAAAGAUGGCAUCCCCACCAAGGGCAGGAAAGCUAUCACCAAGGGCAAAAACCACUCCCAGUUCCUCAUCAACAGCACCAAGCACUCUGACUCGGGGGUGUACCGCAUCUUGCUCCAGGAUGAGUUCAGAGAGGCACACUAUGACAUCCACGUGAGAGUGGCAGAUUUCCCACAGCCACCCACAAAUCUACAGCUGUUUGAGGAGGUUCCCAACACUGUGACCCUGAACUGGAACCACAGCCCCGAUGUGGUGCAGGAGGACGGUGAGGCCCACUAUGUCAUCCUGAAAUGGGAUGCGAGCACCGCCACCUGGUUCACAGCAGCCGAGCGCGUCUUCAGCAACAAGUACACGGUGACCCGGUUGCUCCUUGGCAGGAAGUACUACUUACGCGUGUUGGCUCAGAACGAAAUCGGUGACAGUGAUCCACUGGACUCCAAGGACACUUGGCACAUCAACAAGGACAAGAUCGAAGACCUGAGCGCCAAGCUAAAGCCGUAUGAGAAGAAGGACUGGCGCCACGCGCCGCGCUUCCUGACUCUGCUCAAGCCCCACACGGUGCUGCGCGGCCAGGACUGCACCUUGACCUGUGCCUUCCUCAGGAACCCCCAGCCCACCGUGACUCUCUACAAGGGUGACGUCAACAUCACAGCCAACUCCAAGUUCUGGUACAACUCCACUAGCGGGGUGUGCACCAUCGUCAUCCCCACCUGCACACUCAAGGACAGCGGCGAGUACAGCGUGCUGGUGGAGAACGAGUUGGGCAAGGACCGCAGCGGCUGCACAUUCACUGUCUAUGACAAGGAUGACAAGACAAUUCUAGCAUCAGUCACCGAGAGCCUGCAGAAGAAAUCAAAGUACCUUAUGUGAGCUCCAUCCCAGUCCCGGCAUCAGGAUGUUAUGAUGUGGGUCCUCUUGGCCUGUCCUCUAUAUGGCUUCAUUGAGGGAAACCCAGUUUGCUCUUUGUUGCUUGUCAAUGUAAACACUCAAUGAAGGGAUGGAACAAUAAACUGAGCAAGCUCA